UGGCAGCUGAGGUCAAGGGAGGGGCGGAGGGAGGGGCGGAGAGAAGGGAGGUGAGGGACGGGAUGAGCAGGGAGGGGCGGGGAGGGGCCAGCGGCAGCAGCAGCAGCAGCGGCGGUCACCACUUCCACCACCACCUCUUCAGUCGUCGCCGAUCACCCAGGGGAGGAGCACGCGUCUCACACACACUCCCCCUCUUUCUCUCUCUUGCCUUGGUCCCUCCUCCUCCUCCUCCCUCCCUACGCGUCGGACUUGCAGCACGCGACCGCCCACACGCCCGCACGCAGUUGAAACCACAAAUAACACCCAAAAAACAGUGACUGGAAUUGAGUGCGGAUUACCUGGUGUAUUUUUACCUCACGCACGGAAGGCAGGAAGGACAGUGCCAGUGUUAGUCCCGCCACGCACGCACGCACACACACGCGCGUGCAUCAUGGUGCCACAGCGAUUACGGAGCCCUCACCUGCCGCCUAAUUAACCCCGCGCCAGGAUUACAGCGUCGACAGGAGUGACGGAGUGCCCCGCCGCGCCCCAUGUUGCAGCCGCCGCCGCUCUCCGCUGACCUCUUCCCCGCCCCCGCCAUGUCUACGGAGUGCGAGGCCGCCCCGUCCCAGUCCCUGGCCGCCAGCAGCCUGCCCACCGCCUCGUCCCGCCCAGCCGCGGCCUCCAAGCCCUCGGAGCGGCACGGCGCCAGCGGCAUCAGCUACGAGGGCCGCGUGUCGGUCAUCCCGCCCCUCGCUGGCUACGAGGCCACCAUGCGGGCCGCCCUGGAGCUGGAGCGAGCCCACGCCGGUGACCAGCAGCUGGCGCACGCCGACAGGAGCUUCGGCGACCAACAGGUGCAGCACGACCUGCGGCGCCUGUACGAGCAGCGCAUGAGGCUGCAGCACGAGGCGGCCUCGCAGAUGUACGACGCUGCCCGGCAGGCGUACGAGCAGCCCCACGAGGCCUGCGUGCCCAAGGAGGAGCCGCCCAGCGAGCAGGAGCCCGAGGCCGGCGGCAGCCGCGGCCAGGACGGCAUGCAGCCGAGCCGCGGCGAGCCGUCCCCGCAGGCGUGCCACUCCCAGGUGAAGGAAGAGCCGCAGGACGCGGAGGCCGAGGCGGGGGAGGCCCAGCAGGCAGCCUUCGCCUUCCGGCGGCAGGACGGCGAGGUGGCCAGGUCGCCCAUCAACAAGGCGGGUGAGUCCCCGGACCUGCCGACGGACUGCGCCCGCACGCAGGCCCCUGAGGACCACUUCAAGCACAACGACGACCCGGAGCGCAUGUCGCCCUACGACGAGAGCUUCCAGGGCCCCGACGAGCGCAUGCCGUCCAGCGUGGAGCCAGACGGCGACGACACCACGGACUCCACGGGCCCGGGCAUCGACGGGGACAUGGACCACCUGUCGCGCCUGCAGCAGGCCAUGGAGCUCUCGGGCGUCAUGUCCAGCAAGGGCGAGGACGGCAGCGGCAAGCAGGUGUUCCAGUGCCACCUGUGCUCGUACUCGUGCGCCUCGCGCUACCAGUUCAACACGCACCUCAACACGCACUACGACCACAAGUGCACCAAGUGUGAGUUCACCACGCACUCGGAGCCCAAGCUGCGCGAGCACCUGCAGGGCGAGCACGGCCUCAGCGCGGACUGCCCGGAGGACAUGGAGGGCAUCCGCGUGCCGCGCGUCAACGCACAAGGCAAGGUCAAGACGUUCAAGUGUAAGCAGUGUGAGUACGUGGCCAUCACCAAGAGUGACUUCUGGGAGCACGCACGCUCGCACAUCAAGAGCGAGAAGCUGCUGACCUGCCCCAAGUGUCCCUUUGUCACGGAGUACAAGCACCACCUCGAGUACCACCUCAGGAACCACUUCGGCUCCAAGCCCUUCAAGUGCAACAAGUGUAACUACUCGUGCGUCAACAAGUCCAUGCUCAACUCGCACAUGAAGUCCCACAGCAACAUCUACCAGUACCGCUGCUCCGACUGCACCUACGCCACCAAGUACUGCCACUCCCUCAAGCUGCACCUCCGCAAAUACGGCCACAACCCCGCCAUGGUGCUCAACCCCGACGGCACGCCCAACCCCAUCCCCAUCAUCGACGUGUACGGCACGCGGCGCGGCCCCAAGCUCAAGAAGGACGAGAAGGGCAUGCCCAUCCUGCCGCCGCACUACCAGCUCCAGGCGCAGCUGCUCAAGGCCCAGAUGCAAGCCAACAACGCCAUCCCACCACCUAACAUCAUCGAGAACCCCCCCGCCAAGACCCCCGCCAGGAAGGCCCAGCCCAUGGCCCCCGCCCCCGCCACCAGCACCCCGCACUCCCCCUUCCCCUACCCUUACCCCGGCGUAAUGGAGAACUUCCAGAGCUCCUCGCCAAUCCUGUCCCGCGCCCUCGAAAAGUCCCCCGAGGAGCCCCGCGCCCUGGAGAGCCGCGAGCACCUUCGGGAGCUGCUGCUGGAGCGGGAGCGUGCCGCCGCCAACGCCAAGCCGCCCUCCCCGGCGGAGGGGCUGCGCUGCACGUUGUGCGACUACGUGGCCGAGGGCCGCGAGGCCUUCUCGCAGCACAUGAUGGCCCACGCGGCCUCGGAGCGGCGCGAGGAUAUCUCCCUGUCGCCGCGCUCCCCGCCCUCCGCCAUGGACCACUGCAGCAGCGCCUCCCCCGAGCGGCACUCCCUCUCGCCGCCUCGCCCGCCGCUCUUCCCGCACCAUGCGCCUCCCCCACCGCCGCCGCCGCUCACCUCGGAGGCCAGCCACAUGUACGGCCCGCUGGCCGCCGCCCAGAACCUGAAGGAGUAUCUGGCGCGCGCCAUGAACCCCUUCAUCUAUCAGCAGAUGGUGGGCGGCCAGAUCCACCCCGCCUUCGGCCUGCAGCAGCACCUGCAGCAGUUCACGCACCCGGCCUUCCCGGGGCCCCGCCCGCUGCUGCCCAUGGAGGAGGACCACCGCCUGCACUCCCCUCAGUCCCAGCCCCAGCCCCAGGUGACCGUCCCCCGCCUGCACUCCCCCCAGCCCCUGCCCCAGCCCCAUAUCACGAUGCAGCAGUCGGAGCAGACCCUCUCGCCCACCACGGACGGCGUCUUGGACCUGAGCAAAGAGCAGACGCCGCUGCAGCAGAUGAGCGCGAAGGAGCAGACGCCCCCGCAGCAGGUGCGGGACACCAGCAAGGAGCCGCCGCCGCUGCAGCAGCGCAGCGAGUGCCGCCAGUCCGUCUCGCCCAACCACUCGUCGCCGCAGUCCGCGUCGCCGCCGCGCUCAGAGACCUCCACGCCGCCCUCCAAGAACCGCCGAAAGGGCCGCGCCUUCAAGCUGGAGCGCAUCGCACUGCGCCUCAGCGAGAGCGCCGAGGGCGAGAGCUCCGGCCACGACGAGGACGCGCGCCGGGAUGAUGAGGAGAGCCCCGGCAAGGGCGCCGAGGCCCGCAUGCCGCCACUCAUGCCCCUGGAGCAGAGCGACGUGCCGCAGGAGGGGGCGCAGCAGGAGGUAUGGCGCAGAGCCCACCACUGCCAGUUCUGCGACAUGGCCUUCAAGGACGUGGUCAUGUACACCAUGCACAUGGGCUACCACGGCUACCGCAACCCCUUCACCUGCAACAUGUGCGGCCACCAGGCCACCGACAAGGUGGCCUUCUUCCUCCACAUCGCCCGCUCCUCACACUCCUGAGCGCCGCGCAGUGCCGUGCAGGCCCCGUGUGAGUCGUGAUCUCAAGUGCAGUGAUGGUGCAGUGUGGUGCUGGCGCCUCGCCGCGGCGGGUGAGGGCGCCAGCACCAGGUUGGUUGUGCCCCCUUGCCCCCCCCGCCCCCCCGCCCCCCUGCUCUGUGUCGUGGAUGCUUCUAGCCAUGGUCGUAGGCUCUAGUCAGCUAUAGGACGUGUACUGUACAUAGGCCGCACUCUGCGCUGCGGCAACAAACACUGUGGUGUGUGAGGUGCUCGUGGCGGACCGUCAAGGAUUCUUGGCGCUAUAGCAGUGAACGUGGCCGCGCGUGCGUGUGUCCCUCGGCGCCCGGCCCGUCAUUCGCGGCCGUCAAAAGACUGUGCCACAGUAUUAUAGUUUGGAUGUACGCGGGUAUUAGGCAGCGCCCGAGGCCCCGUGCCGGCCCGGGCGCCGCGCCCCUCAGGAGGACCGCUGGGCGCCCUUCCCCCCGCGGGAAGGCCGCCGCACCGCGCCUCGCGCCCCUGUUCCUCGUGGUGGCAUCAGCCCGCCGCCCCGGCCCCAGACCUGUGUCCGGCGUAGGCGACGCCCCGCCGCCACCACGGACGCGCCGGUGGGCGGCCACACGCGGGCGGCGCCACGCAGGUGUUGCUUUCGUGUCAAUCAUUCCGUUGGGACGUGAUCCGCGGCUACCGGUCAACCAGGGUGUUUGUGUUUGUGUGUGUGAGUGCGUGUGUGUGUGUGUGUUUGUGUGUGUGUGCACCGGUGGCCUGGCGCGGAUGUGGUGAUGAUGGUGUUGUUCCUUUCGUAACUUUAUACUCAGGGAUGGAGUGAGUGGGGUCUGAAGCCUCACACAUCGGGGAGGGAGGGAGCGGAGGAGCGAGGGAGCGAGGGCUGGAGGCACGGGAGCCUCCGCGCCCCGCGGUCACCUGCACGGCGCGUCCCCUGCUGCUCCUCGCGCUGCGCCUCCCCAGUCCUACAGCCACCUCGCAUUCUGCCAUAACAAACGUGUCCCCGUCUCUUAUCGCGCUGUAGCCACGUGGACACAGUCUGGACACGUGUAGACGAGAAGAGAAUACUAGACGAUAAUAAUAAUUACUCUAUGUUAUGUUUACUGUAUACCACCGCGGAGGGAGGGAGAGAGGAAGAAUGACAAGUGACCCGUGAAGACUUGAUGAGCGGACGAAAUGUUGCUGACUGAGGGAGAUACGGACAUGUGUGUGUACGUGUGUAGGUAUGCAGGUGUGGGCGUCAGGUGUACAUAAUACGUAUCCACAAACGCACUACCUGGCUAAACAUUCCUGUGUCUAGCCACGCCCACGCCCACGCCCACGGUGAGACAUUUCCUUAGAUAUUUAACUUGUAACCACCGAUAUUUUUUGGAUUCAUGUUUACCUGUGAGAGAGAAGCGAAGAUGCAUCUACGGAACUGUUUUAUGUUUAUUAUUUAGUUUUAUUUUGUUUUUAUUCCUCCGAACCAGCCCUGAGUGUGUGUGUGUGUGUGUGUGUGUGUGUGUGUGUCACUGUUUUUAUCUAUAUUUUAUUGAUUAUUCUUAUUAUUAUUUUUAUUGGUGUUUGAGUGAAAAUGGAUCCAGAAAUUGUGCUGUGGUUUUAUUAUGUAUGUCUGUUUUAAGGUGCUAUUACUACUAUCAUUAUUAUUAUCAUUAUUAUUAUUAUUUUCACUGGGCGCCCAUUCCAUAUAGUAACUUAAGUCUCCUCUGAUAAGACAUUUACUCUUUUAAAUACGAUAAACAAAACACAUUCUACUUCACUGUACCUGCGAACAAACACUUAUUUUUUAUUGUAUUUCUGGAUUCACUACAAAAAUAUUCCACCAUUCAAAGCUGUGUGUGUGUGUGUGUGUGUGUGUGUGUGUAGGGGCUGGUACUCUCUAUCUCUCUCUCUCUCUUCGGGUAAUAAAUAUUGUCAUAUCAAAUAAACGA
Molecule: messenger RNA, 5557 nt
Organism: Eriocheir sinensis (Chinese mitten crab)
Lineage: Eukaryota; Metazoa; Arthropoda; Malacostraca; Decapoda; Varunidae
Gene: hb
Exons: 2
Coding region: 531-3626 (1031 amino acids)
Biological process (GO): regulation of transcription by RNA polymerase II
Molecular function (GO): RNA polymerase II transcription regulatory region sequence-specific DNA binding; DNA-binding transcription factor activity, RNA polymerase II-specific
Source: RefSeq, a predicted model, not a curated record